GCAUGUUGGUGCUGUGUCUCGCUUAAGCAGUUCAGUCGACGUGCAACGAAUACCUUUCUUCAUCGUUCUGAAUUUGUUGCUCUAAAUCAGUUCUGUGAAUGAUAAACAUGUGAUCGCGUUACAAAUAAUUUCGGUUGCGUGUUUAUUUAACUCACCGGAACUGCACGAAAGUCAAAACCAGUUUGAUUCGGUUGAUUAGUUUCCUUCCUCUUCCUUUAAUAUGAAACAGUAUGGCAGAGAAUGUGUUUUAGCUUGCUGCUUACUGAGUGAUAAUUGAUACAAUUGCAUUCUUUAUCCAGAACCAUUAGAGCUAUUAACAGAAUUGCAAAGAGUUAUAAUUGGUGCUAGCCGUGAAUUGGAAUGAUUGAAUAAUUUACAAUACAAGUAAAUGCAUUACACGCAUAAGUAAAUUGGAGCACAUGCAUUUGAUGUUGCACAGUUUGUGCAAAGAAAGAUGGGUAACAUUAUGAGCAGUAGUGAUUCAACGCUUCACAGACAACAGACGAACAGAGAACGUUGUGCAUAUUAUCGAACGAGAUCGCAAGAUCAAAUAGAUUAUACUACCACAAAACGGUGCUACUUUGAAGAUGAUAUCGACAGCAAUCGAAACAACGAUCAUGCAACUUAUAACAAUAGACAACAGUCUCCGACUCAGGAAAACUCUCGCAUGUUGUUCUUGUUGUACCUUAUUCAUCGAACAUGGAACGUGGUGGUCGAUAGUGUGGAUCAAAAAGGAAAAAAAUCUCGCUUGGGUCCGCCGCCGAAUUCAGAAGACAAAAUAGCCUCAAACUAUUUAUACAAUGAAGACUUUGACAUCGACCUCAAUCUUACAGAUUUGGACGACCAAUCGAGUAUGUAUGAAUCUCAAUACACAUUCUGCACUUGCAGCUACUGUGAGGAGGAAUCCGAUCGCAGCCCAUUCAACAACGUUCCCGGCAAUAGAUUUUCCUUUUGUGAAAGUGAUUUGUCCUACUGCCUUUAUCAGAUGGCACCCAGCGCCGGGAAAAGCCCACCGGGUGGAACACAGAUUGGACCACCGGAUGCGAACGACGCAUCGAUGGGAUGGAAUGCAAAUGUCAAGCAAGAAAAUCAGAGACCACCAGUGUUUAACCCAGAGGACUAUGUAAUUUCGCUCAAAAAAUAUGGCCGUCGGGGGUCCAAUGGAAACUUCAAAUCCAUUUACGACACCUCCUCCAACGAAGACCAUGCAACCAAGCAGGACAAAUCGAACGAUAAUGUUCGGGCGCAGACCUUACCGCACAAAAAUUCGGACUAUCGCUCACCAAUAUCAGCACCACCAGAAAUGGAUGGUGAAAUGUCACUACGCCAAUUUGGUUCCGUGACGGACUUGCUUACUAAAUUACGAGCAGAUCUUCGAGCAUCAUUCCCAAGCUUUGUGCAGGAAUUUGUUUCAAGCCCGCUAGAUGGUGUGAGUUUGUUGCUGGAGGUAUUACGAGCGGUCCAACUGAGCCAAAGUGCUCCUAUGAAUGGAACCACUACGAUGCCCCCCGGCGGUUUGGCACGGAACAAUCAAUCCUAUCAAAGGCGUGCUUUACUGGAUGAAUUGGCGUGUUUACAAUGUUUAAGUAUCUGCUGCACGAGAAGUCCAGAGGCUGGCACACGAUUGGGUACGACGCCGAUAGGAUUGUUGCCCCUGGCCGCAGCAGCUACCGGUACGGGCAUAAGAUCGCGCAUAGUAGCACUUCAGCUGCUAACAAUAGCCUGCGACAAGUCAGCUUUAGGCGAUGGAACACAGCGCAGUCAACUGCACGGACACACGGCAGUUUCCGAAGCGCUAUCGACACUCCGGUUGCGUUGCGCUGAGCCCGUGCGGUUUCGGCUGUUGGUAGGAAUGCUUAACAGCGGCGGAGGAUCGGGCGAAUUGCAAGCAAUCGGGAUGAGGUUCAUCAACACGUUUCUCGAGAGCUCGGAAAACAUUCAGACGCGAUUGUACCUGCAGGCGGAGUUGUUUCAGGCGGGACUGGAUCCGUCCCAAAUGUGUAAAACCAUUUCAUCGACCUCACCAUGGUUAGAGCGGCUUCGUUUGGAGGUGAAACGCUGGGAUGCCAUACGGAUCGACAUUGAGCAGCUGCAGUUACAGGCCCGGUCCGCUGAACAGGUCCGCAGUCGUUUGGUUAUCCUAGAGCGUCGAGUACAAAUCCUGCAUGAGGAGAAAACUGUCCUAACUACCAUGGAGAGAAGGCUACAGGAACGGUGUGCGGAGCUACAGCGAGAGGUCCUGCGCUUAAAGGGCACUGCCAGCAACAACAGUACUGGUGCUAAAGCUCACGAGAGUUCCAACUCUUCGAGUCUAGAAAAGAGACCAGUGGCGUUGCCGCGCCAGGUACCACCUCAACCAAAACGAAACAACACUUCAGAGAACGACGAUGAAGGUAUUAGCAGUUCGGAGACAGGGCAGUCCUCGACUCCAGAACCUCCACGUCUGUAUCCGGCUCAAAAUGGAGGAUCAAGUUCAGGCUCGCACAAGUUCAGCAUAUCGCUUACCCAAGAGAGCACCCUUCCUAUGCACGAACUGAAUGGGAAUGGCGAAGACGAUACCAACGCAACGAUCGAGGAUGUAAUCGAGGAGCUACAAAACAUCGUGAACGAUGCAGAGCGCGAAAUUUCAGACCAGAACGAGAUUCUCUAUCAACAAGUGGAUGAUAUCCCUGAACAGGCAUUGUACAGUCUCGAAAUUUCGAACGAACACGAGAUUGUACCUGUAAACCUUUUGCCGCAACCGCCGCGAAAGUCAAGAUCGCUGGCACAUCUGAUUUCGAACCCAUCUGAUGGAGAAGGAUCUGGUUAUGAUUUGAUGAUGGUUAACAACGAAACCAAGGUGGACUUUUUUGAAGAUGAAGAGGACGCGGGUGUUGUGAAAACAAACUUCGAUAUACCUGCAACAAGCUUGCCACUGGAAAUUGCCCAUGAAUCGCACCCGGGCGUCAUUGCAGGGCCGGAUGUGAUCCAUACAGCAGCCGAGACAGGCACUGUGCCGGCACAAGCUCUACAUCACUCACGCAGUCGGCAGCCUACGACGAAGGAUUCAAAUCGAGCCAUACUUAACGUCAUAAUGGACGCACGCGAUAAAGAAUCGCGUCUGCUUAGAGCUCAGUCACUGGAGCGCGAUCAACAUGUCUCACAGUCGGCUGCACCACAGCAGUUUAAUGGUGUAUUUUUUAUGACUGACAUGAACAGUGCCGGCAAGUAUCCAAAACCGGACAUUACGGCAGCACUGGAAGCAAAGAAGGUGACCAAGAACCUGGAUCGUAUGGGUGCAUAUGGAGUCGAUUCGAUGAUAGACAUAGUCAUGACGAAUGAGCAGCGAUUAAAUAAAGCAAAUGCGUACGCAAAAUCACGCAUGGCAGCAGCCACAGGGCCACCCAACCCAGCCAACGGAGCAAUGCCGAGCAACCACCGUACAAUGGCUCACUUAAGACCCCUGGUGCCGGAGCUGGCGGAAAAAGCACGCAACGAAUUGAACGAAGUUCCCAGCCGUAUUACAGACGACCUAGCGGCCCUGAAAGCUUGGCUGCUGAAGCAGCCCCAUCUGAACCCUCGCAUGGAUGAUCAAUUUUUGGUGAAUUUUCUGCGAGGCUGCAAGUAUAGUCUGGAAAAGACGAAAGAAAAACUCGACAACUAUUACACGGUGAAGACUGCGAUACCGGAAUUUUUCGACAACCGUGACCCAGACAAUGCAUCGCUGCAGAGCUACAUGUCGUUCGGUGUCAACCUUCCUCUUCCCCAUACACUUGAAGCCGACGGUCCACGAUUUAUGUUGGUGCGCAUGGGUGCGUACGACGCCAGCAAAUAUUCCAUCGUGGACGUAAUGAAAGUGUGCUACAUGAUCACGGAUCUGUUGUUAGUGAACGAUGACUCUUCCAUUAUCGCCGGCCACAUGGUAUUGGUCGAUUUGAGGGGUCUCACGUUCGCCGGACUAUCACAAUUCAAUCCCACAUUCAUCAAGAAAAUGACUUCCGUUAUUGAAGCGUUCCCGAUUCGCACCAAAGGCAUACACUUCAUCAACCCGUCGUCUGGAUUUGACGCUCUCUUCAAAUUGUUUCAUGGAUUUUUAAGCAAAAAGAUACAGGAGCGCAUUAAGGUUCAUGAUUCAUUCGAGGCUCUCCAUGCGGUUGUCCCCAAAAAAUACCUCCCUGAGGAAUAUGGUGGUAGCGGAGGACGGUUGAAUGAUAUCAUCGAAGAUUGGCGCAAAACUUUAGUGGCCAAUCGAGCCUUUUUCGCCGAGGAUGCAAAAUACCGAAACGACGAACGAAAACGACCAGGCAAGCCGAAAAACGCUAGUACACUGUUUGGCGUGGAAGGGUCGUUCCGAACGCUGGAAUUGGAUUAGAGCAUUACAAGCAACACAUCCAAUUAGGGAAGAAACCAAAAAGCUAAUGAGAAGCAUACUGUUUGUGGAAAACGCUCAACGUCUCUUUAGAUGCGACAAAGAUACGCAUACUAUAAAUUAAUUUUAACCCUGCAUGUCCAAAACAAACGUUCGAUUGCGCAAUUCAUUGACAAAUAAAACAGCACAUUGAGCAACUCAAA
This is a messenger RNA of Anopheles arabiensis, 4551 nucleotides long. RefSeq lists its product as uncharacterized. Gene Ontology annotation, cellular component: cytosol. Gene Ontology annotation, biological process: cortical actin cytoskeleton organization; regulation of cell shape; cell migration. Bases 455 to 4351 code for a protein of 1298 amino acids. The transcript is spliced from 11 exons. The record is from RefSeq and is a predicted model, not a curated record. Lineage: Eukaryota; Metazoa; Arthropoda; Insecta; Diptera; Culicidae. Gene Ontology annotation, molecular function: small GTPase binding; actin filament binding.